GUCGACAAUCACAAAACGACAUCGUUUUGGUUUAUGCAUCUUUUGAUCUUUUCUCUGUGUUGGGAUGUGCAGAUCAGAUAUUUUAUUUUUCUUCUCGCCGGAUCACAAUUUCAUUUCAACAAACCCCUACCAUCAAUCUUGAAAGAUGCGUCCUCGCAUCACAUGGUGCAAACUUGAAAAUCAAGGCUUGAUUAUUCAUAGGAACGAUUCACAACGUUGUCUGCUGGAUCUCGAAAAAAAAGGCACAUCGGCCGCCGUAGGAAUAGACGACAGGAUCAUGGUGAACACAAAUGCGGCCUCGACCAACAUCGAUUCAUUGAGUUAUCUACUAGGCGAGCGGUUGGUCGUGCCUCAAUUAGGAGGCGGUCGACUGUUCGAGGAGACGGGCUUAAGUUGGACACAAAUACAGUGGGGAUCUAGAAGGAUCAUCAAACUUUGAGUGGCUAAUCGCGGACAACAAUUUCAGAUCUUUAUCCAUUUUCAUAAACCUAUGAAAAUUGGAUUGAUUGAUUUAUUUAGUGAGAUUCUCUGGAAUUGAGAAGAUUGGGAAAAUGUGGACAUGGUAUGAUUGUAUACGACCCAACACAUUGAAUUGGGCCGUACGUGUGCUCAGAAAUGAAAAAUAGAGAAGCUCUUCUCAGAAUUGGUUACCCACCUGGGACUCCAGAUGGCCAUAAUUGCUGCUGGAAUCGAUGACGCAGACAUUUGACUCUGUCCGGAUAAAUUGGUAGCAUGACAACAGCCCAUCAUUUCAGGUGAGAACGGCCCUUCAAGGUGUUAAGGUUCUAACAAAUACUGAUCCGCCAAGAGAAAGCCAUGUAUCCAACAUUUUAAGUUUUAACAACGUCAACGAGUGAAACCAGGAUUACGAAAUGGGGUGUUCAAGAUAUUGAAGGUGGUGUGAACUUACAAGAUUAUCUUUACAUCACUUAUAAUGUUAGCCGUGACCUUGAGUAUCCACAUAUGCCGGUUGUUCAACUUGGUACAGAAAAAAAGUAUUAUUUUCUACUUGAGUGCUGCAACAUUUUGGAUGGACAAUUGUCCAGGAAUCAGCUAGGGUUACUUUCAAUAACUGGAUUCAAGAAGAAACAUAUAAAAGAGAUAUUGAAGAUUUAUUAUGACCAGAGUUCCUUAGAUCGAUAUGGGAUAACGAUCAACAAGGAACAUGCUAAAAGCCUUGUAAAGGCUCGAGUGCUGCCUCCACCACAGGGAAAAGCUUUAUUUGAACUAGAGAAAUGGACAACUUCAACAACAACAGAAGUGGCAAAAGACCUCUUGAUCUCACGCUGAGACUCAGACCAGCGAGUCCCGAAACCGAAAGAGAUGAAGAAAUCGAAGCUGCCAACAACAGUGUACAUACGAGUCUUUCAAACAUGGGAUAUGAUGUAACUUCGAGUUCCAGGCUGGCAGUUGGCUCGUACAACUACUGUGUUAUAAAGCCAGCUCGUGUUCGUGUGAAUCGUGGAAGAGUUUAUGAUGGGAGAAUAUGCCAAGGAUGUGGACGUUGGAGCACCCCUUUGUGGAGAAAAGGUCCCGAUGGUCCACAAACGCUGUGCAAUGCAUGCGGGCUGAGGGAGAUGAGGGCCAACAAGAAAAAUGCUGGUGAGUCAGCAACUCAGGAGGAGAGUUAGUCUGUGUUUUUGGUUUGAGAGAGAUUAUUUUGGGGUUGAUGUUUGGAUUAUUACACCAUUUGCUUAUGCUUAUAUAAUUGGUAAAUUUGGUAUGUUGUGUUAGGAUUUAAAAACAUUUUUAAAUAUUUUUUUGUAAUCGAAUUGUUUUUAUGAUCAGUGAUUCGAAUAUUCGAUUAGACGACAAUGCUGUGAUUGCGCAUUUUGUUUUAAAUUUUAUAGUCGAGCCAACAAUUAGGUAGAUGGAAUGAUUUAUCAUGGAAAAUCGCAAUGCCUGAAAAAAAUCGAGAUUCUGACGAAAAUUAGCAACAUUGGUAUUCUAACGUGGUAGUAGAUGAGAAUGAUCGUCUUACAACUAAAUGAAAGUCUCACAUUCUUUAUUUAGAAUGAAUUAGGCGACGUACAUGAGCAUU
Messenger RNA from Striga asiatica, 2041 nucleotides. The record is from the annotation of a GenBank genome assembly. Lineage: Eukaryota; Viridiplantae; Streptophyta; Magnoliopsida; Lamiales; Orobanchaceae.